AUGCAGCUGUUUGCUCUCCUUCCCGUCCUCGCCCUCGGCAUCUCUGGUGCCUUGGCAGACUUCUGUCAAACUUCGGAGACCCCGCAGCGCGAUGCCAAUACUGGUUUCAACUUUCAAAAGAUUGACGGUGGACGCUGGAAGUGGCAGUCUAUUGAUACAAAAGUUACCGUUACUCUCGACCAGAACUGUAACCUUCACCAGGGCGGCGGCGGCGGCUCGUCCGCUCAUAUCGUUUGCCUUGAUUGGGACGGCAACUACAGCUGUUGGCAGACUCCUGACCAGAACGGGAUUUGCCAAAUCGUCGCCGAAGAGGGUGGUAAACAAGUCAACGUUUGCCAGGCUAUCAAGAACAUGUGGGGAUGGGCUACCUAG
Messenger RNA from Colletotrichum truncatum, 372 nucleotides. RefSeq lists its product as uncharacterized. The record is from RefSeq and is a predicted model, not a curated record. NCBI's taxonomy places the organism in Eukaryota, Fungi, Ascomycota, Sordariomycetes, Glomerellales, Glomerellaceae.